Molecule: messenger RNA, 3228 nt
Organism: Aspergillus pseudoviridinutans
Lineage: Eukaryota; Fungi; Ascomycota; Eurotiomycetes; Eurotiales; Aspergillaceae
Exons: 4
Coding region: 1-3228 (1075 amino acids)
Molecular function (GO): protein binding
Source: RefSeq, a predicted model, not a curated record
AUGGCAGACGCAGAAUGGGAAAGGUUCAAGGCGGAGAUCGAGCGUCUUUACAUUCUGGAAAACAAAACCCUUCCUCAGGUCAUGAAUGCUAUGGAAUCCAUGUAUGGCUUCGAGAGAUCAAAACAACAGUAUCAACGGCGCCUCAAGAAAUGGGGGCUGAAAAAGUACGAACUACGAGCAGCAGACUGGAAGGCCAUUGGGAGACGAGUCGAGAAGAGAAAAAGAGAAGAUGGCAAGGAAAGCGAGGUCUUCUUUGACGGCAUCCAGCAUCCACCCGAGAAGGUCAGGAAAGUGAGUUACAAACAGGCUUUUGUGUCCAUAAGAGACCAAUUCCUUGGUGGCCCUUCCCCAUAUACCCCUGAAGGGGUCGUGGUUUGUACCCCAGCAUCACCAGGCAUGCGUCUUGAGUGGGAUGCAUCUCUCCCUUGGCUACGAUUCUCCAAACUACUACAAACAGCACAGGGCCAAGAUAACGUAUCGUUCAGCCUCGCAGCCUCACCCCGGAGCGCCGAGGUUUCAUCCCACAAGGAGAACCUGGAUUUAAUGCAAAUACUUGGCUCAAUCGUGCCCUGGCACAAGCUCAGCCAACCUCCGAAUAUAAAAAGUAGCUCCCGAAUAGCCACGGCUCUCAGCAUACUGAUGCCAGAAGACUUUGAAGGCCAGCAUCACACUCUUUCUGAACGGCUGUGCGACAUCAAUCAAACAGGCAUGGAUCGGCUGCAUCUGGAGCUGUUUCUUCUAUCGAACAAUCUUGCAUCGCAAGUCUCAAGUGAGCUAUCCUACGCAACCAUGAAUUCAAAUGACAAGCGCAUUAUGCAAAUGUUCAAAAGGACUGGUUGGACCAGCCUGAAGCGUCUGCAGAUCCUCCUAUCAACGCCAGAGCCAACAUCUGGCGCCAUAGCUGAGCAGAUCUUUGCAAGUGCAUUGAGAUUGGUCGACCUGGACACUGUGGAGACGAUGCUCAGGGCCGGCAUGGAUCCGAAUAAUCCGAUUGAGACCGUCCGCCACGGGGCGCUUACGCCCCUGCAAUUUUCCGCGUCAAUUGCGUGGGAAGGCAUAAACCUUAUGGACCUACUUCUAUCUCAUGACGUUGAUGUGAACUUGUCCUACAAUGGGUAUUCCGCCCUCCACUAUGCCAUCCGAAGCGAAAAUGAAGAGGCAAUGCGAGCACUUCUGUCCCAUGGUGCUGUUGUUUCGCCGACGUGUCUUCGUGAUGCUGCCAUAUAUGACAUCAGCAUUGAGAUCUUCAGGGACUUUGUUGAUGCGUGCGAGGACGACAUCGAACUAACGGGGUGGGAGGAUAUCCUUGCCGAAGCUGUGAAGUCCCGAAACGUUGCAAUGAUAAACAUUUUGCUUGCUAAAGGUGCUAAUGUCAAUUUCCUGGUGGAUGUUAGAUUUGAUGACCACUGGGAAACAACCACUGUUCUAGGCCUUGGCGUCACGUCAAAAAAGGUUGAAAUCAUAGAGCCUCUAUUGCGCGCUUGUGUUAAUGUCAAUCCAGAUGUGGAUGAGCUAGAUGACCUAGAUGAGCUACAUGAGCUGUCUUUGGUUUCACCCCUAGCGCUAGCUGUCGAGACUGGAUGUUUCAAAAUUACCCAACUUUUGCUUGAGGCAAAUUUGGAUGUUGGGGCUGCUGAUUGCAGUGGAAAAUUAACUCUUCUUGAGCGUGCCGUGAAGAAAACCAAUGUGGAUUUGUGCGGAGCGUUGAUAGCUCAUGGUGCCAAGGUAGACAGACCUUGGGAUUGUGAGGGACAGAGCUCGUCCGCUCUCCUUAUUGCCCUGGAAAUGAACAGCCUUGAAAUCGUCAACUUGUUGAUCAACUGUGGAGCACGACUGAAUGAUGUCUACAGCAGAGCCCCUGGAACUGUGCUUGGUGCCGCCAUUGAAAAAGGAGACCGAGCACUGCUUCGUAUGCUGCAGCGUGCUGGAGCGUCGGUGUUGCCCCCAAAGCUACGCCGCAUCGGAAACAUGGAGACUGCAAUAUAUCUGCAGCAAAGUGGAAUAUUGCAAGGUAUUUUGCAGAUAUGCGGACGCACUAUUCUGACGGCCGCAAUAUUAGCCAAAGACAAUGAACUAGUGCAGUACCUGCUUGACGAUGACAUCAACAUCAACAUCCUAGCUACGGCUGCAGAUAUUGACCAUUCUGAGCCCGAGCAAACACCGCUGGGGGCAGCAAUCCAGACAGGCAAUUCCUUUGUUGCUGAGGCUAUCCUUCAACGGGACGCCAGGGUUACUGACAGUGACCUCAGUCAUGCAGUCGCUGCUAGUAUUUCUGACGACAACGGUACUCAACUCUUGGAGCGCUUACUGACAGGCUUCGUUGGAAAGGCUCCUACGGCAGUUGGUAAUACGAUACUGAACGGGAGACGCGACCUCCUGCAACUCAUUCUAAAGGCAGGCGUGGACCCCACAGGAGCGCCACAGCUGUUUGAGGACGUUUGGAAUCUGGAUGAAUUUGAUCUGGAUACCCCUGAGUCGGUACUUGAAAUAGCUGCCGAGCAAGGCGACAGGUCGAUGCUGCAGAUUCUUCUCCAGUCUGCCCAGUGGGACCCAAGAUCAACCGGCCGUGCUUUGGCAAUUGCGGUCUUUUUCGAUCAGGUUGAUUUAGCGGAGGACCUGCUAAAUUUCGGGCCGGACGUGAAUCAAGAAAUAACGCUCUACUAUCCGGAUGAAGAGGAUGAAUAUGGAGAGGUGGUAAAAGCAAGAGUCCUCGAGGUCUUAACUCCUCUUCAGGCUGCCGUCAAAAACCAGCAGGUGGCCAUGGUGCGGAAACUAGCUGAGCAGGCCGAUAUCAACUACCUAGGCAAAGGUGAUCGUCGUCGCACGGCCUUGCAACACGCAGUCGACAUCGGAAAUAUGGAACUGGUAAAUAUGCUCCUUGCCCACGGGGCUGACAUCAACGGGGCCCCUGCUCGCUACGGAGGCGCUACUGCAUUACAGAUCGCGGCCAUUCGCGGAUACCUUGGCAUCGCCCGAAGACUGAUUGACUUAGGGGCAGAUGUCAAUGCAGCUCCUGCAAAAUUCACGGGACGCACGGCGCUGGAGGCAGCAGCGGAACAUGGUCGGAUCGAUAUGCUUCAGAUGCUUCUUAAUGGCGGGGCAUCAAUUACUGGCGAUGGCAAACGGCAGUAUCAGAGAGCCUUGGAUUUUGCGGAGAGGAACGGGCAUAAUGCUGCUGCAAAGCUUUUGACGUUCUUUAAGCACCGAGCACAGUCGAGCUCUCCCUAA